Messenger RNA from Epithele typhae, 432 nucleotides. RefSeq lists its product as uncharacterized. Lineage: Eukaryota; Fungi; Basidiomycota; Agaricomycetes; Polyporales; Epitheliaceae. Bases 1 to 432 code for a protein of 143 amino acids. The transcript has 2 exons. The record is from RefSeq and is a predicted model, not a curated record.
AUGGUCGGCAAAAAAAGAGAACGCAUUGGAGGCGACAUCCCCCCUGUGCCGCCCCGCCUGCGCAAGGACCCCGCCAUCUACGGCUAUAUCGUCGAAUCAUCCAACCGCGACCACUUUCGAGAAAUUAUUCGUCCUCAGAGGUCUGAUUUGAUGAUCAUGGACGCCAUCCUCGCAUCUGCGGACCGGGCGGGAGUGCCUGAAAUGGCGGUCUUCUUUUGUCACGUCGACACCAAAGACAUUGUCGAAGGCAACGACGGCCCGAUCUUCAUCAUGCUGGCCAUGAACAACCUCCGCAGAGACGGGACGCGCAAAGUCGUGGACUUCCGUCCACGCAUGGGAAACUUCGACGCGUGGAUCGAGUCCUUGGAGCUCAACGGUCCACCCAAGUGGAUGCGGGGCGAGAAAACGGCUAUGAGAGGCGCUAACCUUUGA